Salvia miltiorrhiza (redroot sage) is the source of this 2563-nucleotide messenger RNA. RefSeq names its product mitogen-activated protein kinase kinase kinase 3. NCBI's taxonomy places the organism in Eukaryota, Viridiplantae, Streptophyta, Magnoliopsida, Lamiales, Lamiaceae. Gene Ontology annotation, biological process: protein phosphorylation. Bases 378 to 2240 code for a protein of 620 amino acids. The transcript is spliced from 11 exons. Gene Ontology annotation, molecular function: protein kinase activity; ATP binding. The record is from RefSeq and is a predicted model, not a curated record.
GGCUUAGCUGUUUAUCAUUUUGUUUCCGUUUUCUCUCUCUUGAGCCGACGGCCCCCCACUCUCUCUCUCUAAAAUAAUUCAAACAAAAUUAGCCAUAACAGAGCUAAAGACAAACCACGAAUACUCCAAAUUCUCAUAUACAUACAUGUGUGGAUACGUAUACGCGGAAUAGGGUCUUUUCUUCUUCAACUCUCAUCGAACUUAUUCCCAAUAUAAAUUCAACCAAUUUCCAAUCUGUCUCUCCAUUUCUCUCUCUCUCCUUGAUUGAUACAUGUACGCGUAGGUGGUGCGCGCACACACAUACACGCACAUAUGUCAACAGAUACAUAUAGUUAAUCCACUUCUGCUUCAAUUCACUUCAAUCCAGACAAGAAAAAAUGCCGGCUUGGUGGAGUAAGAAGUCUGGGCGGAGCAAAGAUUCGGAAAAUUCGGCGAAGAGCGCAUCCCUGAAGAAUGAGAAGAAGAGAGGGAAAGAGAUUGACCACAAAGUCAAAAGCUUGGACGAAGGUCUACUGCAGCAGCAGUCGAGAAAUUCGCCGAGAGUUAGCAGAGAAUUUUUCCCCGGGGUAAGAGAAUUGAGCGGCGGAGAUUCAUCGGGCUUCUCCGGGUUCGAUUCGGCGUCUUCGUUGGAUAAAGGGCAGCCGCAGCCGCUGCCUAGGCCGUUGGGGGCGUCGAAUGAUCCGGUUCAUGGAGUCGGGUCCGGAUCUGGAUCGGGUUCGGUUUCGAGCGUCAGCUCGUCUGGGUCGUCCGAUGAUCACGCUCACGUUGCGGCUGAUCAGGCUGCUUUUAGAGGACACGGGGGAGGCAGAUUGAGUCCUUUACUGAGGAGCCCGGGUCGAGGUUCCAGGUGCAAUACAACACCUGUAUCACCUCUUCAUGCACGGUUUAGUGGAAUGAGUUUGGACUCUCCGGGUGGGAAACUGGAGGAAGGGAAGAGUGAGUUUCAUAAACUGCCUCUUCCACCUGGUUCUCCAGCUAACUCUUCUGCGUUACCAACCCCGAGAAGUCCUGGCACAAAUGAAAGCUCAAGUUGUAAUUCUUCCAAAUGGAGGAAAGGAAAGCUUCUAGGAAGAGGCACUUUUGGUCAUGUUUACCUUGGCUUUAACAGUGAGAAUGGGCAAAUGUGCGCCAUAAAAGAAGUCCGACUUGUUUCAGACGAUCAGUCAUCAAAAGAAAGUCUCAAGCAACUGAAUCAGGAAAUAACCUUGCUAAGUCAGCUUUCACAUCCGAAUAUUGUUCAAUACUAUGGAAGUGAUCUGAGCGAAGAGAGACUAUCAGUUUAUUUGGAGUAUGUUUCUGGAGGUUCCAUCCACAAAUUACUGCAAGAAUAUGGUCCGUUUGCCGAACCUGUUAUACAGAAUUACACCCGCCAGAUCCUCUGUGGUCUGGCCUACUUGCACGGGCGCAAUACUGUGCACAGAGAUAUCAAGGGAGCAAACAUUUUAGUAGACCCAAAUGGUGAAGUAAAACUUGCUGAUUUUGGAAUGGCGAAACAUAUAGCUAACUGUUCAUCAAUGUUAUCCUUCAAAGGCAGCCCUUAUUGGAUGGCGCCUGAGGUGGUUAUGAAUACAAAUGGAUACAGCCUUCCAGUAGAUAUCUGGAGCUUAGGAUGCACAGUUCUUGAAAUGGCUACUUCUAAACCGCCCUGGAGCCAAUAUGAAGGGGUUGCUGCUAUAUUUAAAAUUGGAAACAGCAAAGACACUCCAGAAAUUCCAGAUUACCUAUCUGCUGAUGCAAAAGGUUUCAUAAGGCAAUGCUUGCAGCGGGAACCAUCUGCGAGGUCAACUGCAUCCAAGUUACUCUGUCACCCUUUUGUUAGAAAUCAAACAACAGCACGAGCCAAUGCCAAUAUAACAAGAGAGGCUUUUCCUCGAGCUUUUGAUGGAAGCCGCACACCGACUGCUCAGGAAAUGCAGUCCAGCAGAACGAAGAACAGCUCUUUCGAGUUAACCGUACCAAGAACCUUAAUAAGCCCUAGGGAUAACAUGAGAAUGAUAACAUCUCUGCCCGUAUCCCCCUCUUCAAGCCCGUUACGACAUGAUGGAGGGGCGUACAACAGCUUUUUCGUUUCUCCACCACACCCCUCUUAUCCUUAUGUUGGGCAAAGCAGUCAGAAUUAUAACGAUCACUCGAUAUUUCCAUUAAGGCCCAACUCAAGAACAUCCCUUGAUCCGUGGCUCGAAAUCCCACAAUUUAGAGCUCAAGCGCCGUCCAGAUCUCCAACGCGGAACAUACUAUAGCAAUCCAGAAAUGUGCUGGAAAACGCCAACCCCUGCAACGUACUCGUGGGAGGAUGAGCUGAUAAAUGGGGUGUGAAGCAGGCGAGUUUCGUGCUUCCUCAGAACAGGACAACAGGGCUCGAAUACGACGACCACGAGGUAGCCUCGCUGAACAUUGAGUAACCAUGGUACGUAACUCAAUUUGACAGUUCCGUUGGACGUAAUCUGUAUGAUGGCCAUGUAAAUAGAGAGAGAGAAAGAGAGAGAGAGAGAGAGCUCUUCUGGUGUAUGCUAUCAGAACACUGAUGAAGAAUGUUGGGAAUUUCAAAUGAAUUUUUAUAGUC